AUCUUGGCUAUCAGACUGGAAAUCAGAUAGCCAUGCUUGUUGAAAUUAUGUUUGAUAAAAAGAGUAAUUAGAUAUGAGUAAAUGUUUUUGUAAUUCUCUUAUGAAUAAAGGAUGUGAGCUUUAUUGUAUAGAAUUUCAGACAUUUAGUUGUUAUUGUUUUUGCUUCCCUUCCCCCUUCCCCUUUCUUGGCUAUACUUCCUACAGGUAACAUUGCCAAAUAGCUAAAUUCCAAAUUCAAAGUCAUUAGACAAAAAAGGAUGCAUUUUUUCCCCUGUAAUUUUUUGUUUUGAUCACUGACCAGCCUAGAAUGUUUACUUGUUUUACUUAUACAUAGGUCAAAAUGAAGGAAUUUUCUCCUCUCCUGCAGAGUACUGGUGUGUUGUGUCAAUGAUCAUUCCAGGGAAGGAUGAGGCAAGUGGAGGAGUUGUGGAAAAGAGCCUAGGAGAGAGCUUAGCUCUUUGCAGAUGCUUGACUGUCAGCUCAUUGAUGAAAGUUGAGUGGAGAACGAGACUGCUGAUGUCGUUCCAAAAGUCUUUGGGGUUGAAUAAUCAGAGUACUCUAAGCUUCUCAUUGGGGACUUGCUUCCAGUGUCUAAGAGUCUGGGCCAUUUACCAAGAGCAUGGCUUAGCUGAGCCGGGAUCUUCUCACUGCAAAUCAGUCCCUUUUCCUUUUUGUUUUUUCCCCAAAUAGAACAAAGCAAAAUAAAACAAAGCAGACUUUGGACUUGAGAAGGAGAUUAUUGAUAAUAGAUUUCAGAGACUAGAAGGGAUUUUAGGGAUUAUUGAAUUGGUCCCCAACCUGGAUGAAGAGAGAAUGGCUGGUAAUGUAAGGUCAGUUUCACCUGGGGCGAGUUAAGGGAGAAAAAGUUUUAGAUACAUUGACCUGCAAAAUGUAACAGUGAACGAAGUCCUCAGUUCCACUUUGCUUUGUGGUCAAAGCAACAAAACAACAACAGCCAUCACCAAACAAACAUCAGUAUCUGCUUGCAAGAAGAACAGUUUACAAACUACGAGAUUUGCUGCAGUGAUCGCUUUUUGUGCAGAAGCAAAACGGUGAUUAUUCUAUUAUCCUGAUUCAAUUAUCCAAACGCUCUCAGGGUCUGUGUCUUGCUUUCCUCCCCCUCUCCUUCUGCGCCUGCAGAGCUCUGCUUCGCUCUCCCCGUCUGGGCUGCUGGCCGCGGGGGCUGUGAUGCAGGUAUGACAUAUGGUCGGCUCUUGCCUCAGCUGGGAUCCCCUCUGGUGUCUCGUUAUCAUGCGCUGCCUGGUGGGGCUGCAUCAUUGUUAAAGGAGAUUCCAGCGCAGCGCGUGCGUCCCUCUUCUCUGGGACUACGAGGCUGCUGGGCUCGAAGGAAGCGGCGAGUCGGCUCAGGCGCAAAUAACUUCCUAUUACAGGGCUCACCUUCAUCAACAGAAUGAAUCAGAGAAUCAAGCAAUCUACUAACACUUCCUAAUUUCUUGUCAACCAAAGUAGGAGAUAUAUCUCCGAUCAAUAGCUCCCAACACAGUACUCCUGUGGCUUUUAAGGGAAGCAAGUCUGAAGUGUGACAUUUUUUCCAAGACUUCUGUCUGAAACUGACCUGAAAAAAAGUUCCAGGAGUUUUCUUUGUACAAAUCCUGUAUAUUCAGGAAAUGAAGUUCAUUUAAUUUUAGCAGAAGUAAUCACACAAAUCUAACUGGUAUCUCCAAGUACCAGUUGAUGCAGUGUGGAGACUGCACUUAAACCAUAUACUUAUAAUGGAUGAUGGUUAUAGAAAUACUGCAAAUCUCUAUCAUGGAGCAAGGGAUAUAGCUAGAGAAGCAAACCAGCAAUCUAGGAAUCAAGGAAUGGAUGCCUAUAGGUAUCAAGAUGGCAAUUAUGAAGGGUAUAUGCCCAAUGACAGAUAUUACCGUGGAGGAGAAGAAUCCAACCAAGAUGAAGAUGCUCAAAGUGAUGCUACUGAAGGCCAUGAUGAAGAUGAUGAAAUCUAUGAAGGGGAGUAUCAGGGCAUCCCCCACCCAGAUGACAUUAAGGCAAAGCAGAAAAAGAAAUCUCCCUCCAGGUCUGAUGACUAUAGAGACCAGAAAGAUCUCAUGGCAGAACGAAUGGAAGAUGAAGAGCAGCUGGCUCACCAGUAUGAGAAUAUUAUUGAGGAAUGUGGUCAUGGACGUUUCCAAUGGACGCUCUUUUUUGUGUUAGGUUUGGCCCUGAUGGCUGAUGGGGUAGAAGUUUUUGUGGUGGGUUUUGUACUUCCCAGUGCAGAAAAGGACAUGUGUCUGUCCAGUUCCAACAAAGGAAUGCUAGGGCUGAUUGUCUACCUGGGAAUGAUGGCCGGGGCCUUCAUCUGGGGUGGCCUGGCAGAUAAACUUGGGAGGAAGAAAGUUCUUGGCAUGUCUCUGGCACUCAACGCCUCCUUUGCAUCCCUCUCCUCCUUUGUGCAGGGCUAUGGUUUCUUCCUCUUCUGCCGCCUUAUCUCGGGUAUAGGGAUCGGGGGGUCCCUCCCCAUUGUAUUUGCCUAUUUCUCUGAAUUCUUAUCUCGUGAGAAGAGGGGAGAACACCUCAGUUGGCUCUGCAUGUUCUGGAUGAUUGGGGGAAUUUAUGCUUCAGCAAUGGCCUGGACUAUCAUUCCACACUAUGGAUGGGGCUUCAGCAUGGGAACCAACUAUCAUUUCCACAGCUGGAGGGUGUUUGUGAUUGUCUGUGCUCUCCCAUGCAUGGCAUCAAUGGUGGCCCUGAAGUUCAUGCCAGAGAGUCCACGGUUUUUAUUGGAGAUGGGUAAACAUGAUGAAGCCUGGAUGAUUCUUAAGCAUGUGCAUGACACCAAUAUGCGUGCCAAAGGUGCACCUGAGAAAGUAUUUACAGUUUCCCAUAUCAAAACUCCCAAGCAAAUAGAUGAGUUCAUUGAAAUACAAAGUUCAACAGGGACUUGGUACCAACGUUGGCUGGUUAGAUUUACCACUACUUUUAAACAGGUCUGGGACAAUGCAUUAUACUGUGUGAUGGGUCCAUACAGAAUGAACACACUGAUUCUGGCUGUGGUUUGGUUUACAAUAGCUCUGAGUUACUAUGGCCUAAUAGUUUGGUUCCCGGACAUGAUUCGCCAUUUUCAAGAUGAAGCUUAUAAGGCCAAGGAGAAAAUCUUUAAACAUGAGCAUCUAGAACAUGUCACAUUCAACUUUACACUAGAAAACCAGGUGCACGAACAUGGAAAAUUCUUCAGUGAUAAGUUCUUUAAGAUGAAAUUCAAGAAUGUAAUCUUUGAGUCUUCCAUCUUUGAUGAAUGCUACUUUGAAGAUGUGGUCUCUACUGGGACUUUCUUCAAAAACUGCACUAUUGAAUCAACCGUCUUCUAUAAUACAGAUCUCUAUCACCAUAAAUUCAUUGGUUGUCGAUUCAUCAACUCCACCUUUUUGGAACAAAAAGAGGGGUGCCACAUGGACUUUGAAGAAGACAAUGACUUCCUAAUUUAUCUUGUUAGCUUCCUUGGUAGUCUAUCUGUUUUGCCUGGCAACAUUGUAUCAGCUCUGCUUAUGGACAAAAUUGGGAGAAUCAAGAUGAUUGGUGGCUCCAUGCUGAUAUCGGCAGUCUGCUGCUUUUUCCUAUUUUUUGGCAACAGCGAGUCUGCCAUGAUUGGCUGGCAGUGCCUGUUCUGCGGGGCCAGCAUUGCUGCCUGGAAUGCUCUGGAUGUGAUUACAGUGGAGCUAUAUCCCACCAACAAAAGAGCAACAGCUUUUGGUAUCCUCAAUGGCAUCUGCAAAUUCGGGGCCAUCUUGGGAAAUUCCAUCUUUGCUUCCUUUGUAGGAAUAACCAAAGUGGUUCCCAUACUUUUGGCUUCUUCUUCUCUGGUGGGGGGAGGCCUGAUUGCCCUUCGAUUGCCAGAGACUCGAGAACAAGUCCUGAUGUGAACAACUUGGAGAAAAAGCAAAGACCUGCAGAGACAUAUCAAAGAAAAUUGAUAUGUCUCCACUCUUGCUAUUUAUCACUUUCUGGUGGAUAUCUCAGAUAACAGGAGAAGAAAAGCUAAUUUUGAGACCCAUAGUUUAGGACCAGUUUCAACUGUGAGAAUGCUCUGACCUCAGUGGAUUGUUUUGGUGGUAACCGAUAACCACCCAAAGGAACACAGAGCUUUGUGCAGUGCCUUAGGUCUCCCUAGCCUAAGGCACAGGGAGUAAAGGUACAGUGUCUCCUCUUCCAGUGAGUGCACAUACUGUGCAGGAGUGAAGGGGGCCAUCUCUGCUUCUUUCUCUUAGAUGAGGCAUAAGUCAUGGUUUGCAUUUCAAUAUUACUUUUCAGCUAGGCUCCUUCACAGAUUAUGUCAGGUUAGAAAAGUUAACAAAUUGUUUUAAAAAUUAAUUCUAUCUUUUUGAUUUUUGAUAUGAGAGAAAAGUGUGUGUAUGUGUUUUAAAAGAUUUUAAAAUGCUACCUGUUUCAAUUUCCUUUUAAAAAUUCAUGUAGAAGCAUCCCAGAUGCCCCCAAACAGAACCAAAUAUAUAACUAUUUGGAAUAGAAUUUGUUGAAAUUGACCAUGGUCCUCCAUCUUUGUUCUAUUCAUUAGAUUGAAAUUAUAAAAUCCAAUAUAAUUGAUGGGAAGUUUAUUUUUAAUUUAGUUUUAUUAGAAGGUGAUGCAAACCAAAUGUAUACAUAUAAUGACAUGUCAAAAGCGGGUAUUUGGACAUUAAAAUCUAGAAUAUGGAAUUUAGAGAUGCUUAGUAGCAUUUCACCCAUAUUUGGGAAGGUAUUGUUUUGGGGUACCAGUAGAUAUGGGUCAGAUGGAAUGAAAUGUAAGCACUUUUUUAUAGCCACUUAACCUGUUAUCUAGAGGAUGCACUAGCAAGCUCAUAUUGUACAGUCCAUUUAACCCAGGCACUUUUCUCUGCAUAGGUGGAUUAGUUAAAUUUUAUAUGUUGUAGAGAUUACCCAUGAAAUACAAAUAUAUGAUCCUAAUGACCGGAAUUUGACUUUUACCACUUAUUGGGACUCAAAGUAAAAUGAGUUCAGUGACCUUUGGCUAUCAUCUUGUUGGCAAUAACAACACGCUAUUCAAUGGGGUGAAAAAAUGGUCAAAUUUUCACAAAGUGUAGAUUCCUUUCAAUCAUUUUAACAGUUAGCCAGGUUAGCAUCUGUCAAAAGAGAACAUGUCUCAUGGGCAGGCAUUGCUACUGUGCAAAUACUACCUGCCUGUAUUUCUUUCAUUCAAAGCCUUUCCAGUGUUGGAGGAGAGAAUGGAAUAUUUACUCAAUCAGUUUUCCAAUACUCAAUAUUUUAAGAAAGUUGUUCUGGAAUGAUUAAAUCUAGAACUUAGAUGUGACUAAUCAUAUUGGAUACCUUGUAUAGAAAUAGGGGCCAUAGAUGGAAUGGUUGCCUCUUUAUUAUACAUAGCAUUUAUUUUGCACAUUGAUUUGCAGUGUGCUCUCUGACUGUUAAAUAAAUGUGAUUAUUUACUAUAAGGAAUACUUACUCAUGUAAAAAUAAUAACUGCAUUUACAUUGACUAUUCAGAAGUCUUCAGUUUUGGAGCGAGUUGUUUAGAUUUAGAGAUAAUUUGAGAUUGUCUCAUUCAAUACUCUCUUGAGUGUAGCUUUUUCAGCCUUUUCUUUGCUUCUCUAUUUGAUCUUGGCCCUAUCGCUAUGUACACUCCCAUUCUAAGAUUUCUUUUUCUUCUUAUUUUAUGUCAAAGAAAGAAGUCACAUCAUCACUAGCAACAUGAUCUUAAACCUUAUUCCACCCCCUGCUUCCCAUUCAUAUAUUUUGUAACUUCAUGUUAAUUGCCCUGCUAUUAAUGGUGUAUAGGGUGUAACUAAUGUGAAUGCUACCUCUUUUAUGAAAGAUUUUAUGUAUAUAGUAAUAUUUGCCACAUAUAAAAUGUUUUGGCUAACUUUAUAAGGAAAGAUCAUCUAUUCCCAUGAUUUCCAUGACUCCUGUCAUAUAAGUCUUCAGUAGAAGACCAGUUUAAUGGAUAAUCCCACUUAAAGAAGUCACAGGCUGUUGGAUCCUGUAUUUCUACUUAUGAUUGAUCUUUUGGAUCCUGAAAGUGAUGAACGGGGGAGUACUGGAACAGUGGUUAUAGCUCUAGGUUCAAUUUUAGUCAGUUCUCCAAGUUCUGUCUUCUCAAUUUAUAGGCAUCACUGCACCAUUUCUAUUGCUGCUUAAACCAACUCCCAAACCAACCAAGUGCAACUUUCAUCCUAUCCAUCACUGAGUCCCCCAUAAACAGUGCACCUAGUCUUCCACAGCCUUUAAAUAUGAAGGAUAACCCAGCAGUGGCUCAGCCACUUUCCCCAUGCUGUCAUGGUGGUUGAGAAGGAUAGCAUUCAUUAAACAUCGUCUGGAGGGCAUACCAUUAGGGAAGAUGAUUGGUUUCAAGGCAAUCCCUUAAAUAAAACUUGAUCGAUUCUUUGUUGUUUUAGUCAGAAAAGGAAAUGUAAAAGGGCAUAGUAUGAGACUAUAUUUUGACAGUAAAACUGGUAUGCCUUUCAUGAUUUUUCUGUUCUUUAGAAAUAGCAGAGGUAGCAUUGUAUAGAGGAAAGUCCGUCUUAAUAUUAGAAAUGCCUGGGAUCAUGUACCAUCUUGACACAUAUUAGCUUUGUGACUAUGACGAGUCAAUCCCUUAGCUCCUCAUCCCCAAUCCCAAGUCCUGUUAAACAAUAAAAUUACAGAUAAGAAUCCCAGAUGCACCAGCAGGAGUUCCCCAAGCCAUUAAAUAAUUAGUUUAGACUGAUAAUAAUAUUUUAAAGAAUUGCCCCAAUAAAUUAUAGGGUUUUUUGGAAACUUCAUUAGGAUAUUUUAACACUUUAUAGGGCUGAAUUCAGACAAUUGAUUUUUACUGAAAACAGCAGUACUUAACUUUGUGAACUUUUCACAUGAGACAAACCACAGAUAUUCUCUUAUUCACAGUCUUUAACAAUAUCUUCUUAGAUUUGUUCAAUUUUUUUUCUCAGAUUUUUGUUAAUUAAUGGACCUUGGAUUUCAUACCCCAAAAUUCCUUAAGCAAUGAGAUUUUAGCAACUUUAAUGUUUCCUAAAUUUUUUGAUGAUGGGUUCACAUGAGUAGUAAUUGUAAAAUGUCAAUUUCUAGACCUCAUAGAGCUAAUAAACACCUAUAGGCUUCUCCAAUUAAUUAAAGUUUGCUGAAAACAGAUGGCACUCUGAGGAUUCUCUUCUUCUCAGUUUAGUUUGCCAGAAUUUGAUUCCCUAUAUCAACACAGAUAAGAUAGAUAGCAAUAAUAGCAAUUUCUAGCAUUAAUGUUGUGCUUUAGGUUUGCCAAAUCCUUUAUAAAUGCCAUCUUAUUUAUUUAUUUAAUUUUACAGAAGAGCAAACUGAAGUAGCCUGAGAUCAAGUAAUUUGUCUGGGGUACACAGCUAAUAAAUGAUUAUGGUUGAGUUUGAACUUACGGUCUUUCUGGUAGCAAGUCUAGUACUCUAUCCCUUCACUACAGUUUCUCAAUUUUUUUUUUUUUUGUUACUCACUGAAACAUUUUAUUUUUCAAAUAGAUGGAUCUAGACCAUUGAUUAGUAGGUCCGACAGAGGGUGGGAGUGCAGAGGAUUAUUGGAAGGCAGUUCAUAAUUAGAUAAAAGAUAAAGUGUAGAGUUAGAAAUGAAAAUACAUUAAUUCAAGAUAAAUCAUUUCCUUAGAAAAGACGUUCUUAACUAUUUUUGUGUCAUGGAUCCUUUGGGCAAUCUGGUGAAGCUCAUCGACCCCAUCUCAGAGUCAUAUUUUUAAGUCUAUAAAAUAAAGUGCAUAGAUUAUAAAGGAAAUCAAUAAUAAUGAACUAUAGUUAUCUCCCCAUUUCUUCCUAAAAUAGUUGGUCAACCUCAGGUUAAACCCCCUCUGAAAACAAUAGAAUUUCAGAGAGUUGGAAAGGACUUCAUAAAUCAUGUAGUCUAAUCCAAACUUACACAGAAAUCAUCUUUAUAUUAUUCCCAAAGAGUUGUCAUCUAUCCUUUUCUUCAAAAUCUCCAUUGAUAGUGACCUCUCUACUAAAGUAGCUUUUUGUAAAACUCUAGUUGUUGAGAAGAAUUUUUCCCCUCCUUAAACUAACCAGAAUAUAUAGACACACAUUUGUAAUAUAUUGCCUUUUUCUUAUCUGCUUAUACAGUUAUGACAAAUUAUCUUAAGAUUAUUUGAUAACACAAAAUAUGUUAAAGUGGUAGUGAAAAUUCUCUCAGCAUAAGUCCCGCAUAAAUAAAGCCAGGUAGUUUGCAUAUAGCUAUACAUAAAGCUAUAUAAUAUAUGCAUGUAUAUCUAAUAGGCCAUAACCCUUCUGAAUUGGCUGAAAAAUAUAUUAGUGCAUCUCAUACCUAUAGUAGAGACAUUAAGAGUUGAUAGUAGUGUUAUUAACCAAAAUUGAGUUUUUUUGUGUUGGGCAUAUUUCUUUCUUUCCCAUCCAUACCUUUCAAAUUUUUUUCUAGUUGUGGACCUGUAGACUUCAGUGAAAGUACUAAAGAUUUUAGAUUAGUGAUUGACAGAGAAUUUGAUUUACACAUGGUCAGAAAUCUGUAGUCAUAACUUUUUGAUUGUACAUUACAUUUAUUAUUGAAAUUUAAAGUGAUAUCACUUACUUCUAAAUAUCCUUGCCUCAACUUCUCCUUAACUAUUGUGUCCAUAGGAAGUGAUGGAGAGUAUUAGACACCACAAAACUAACAGUCUGACUUAUUAAUAAUAUCAUAAGAAUUCUUUGUUUUAGAAAUUGUACUUUGAACAGAAUAAAAAACAAGAUUUUGAAGGAAAAGUAAAAUAAAAAAUAACUGACCUCAUAUUGAUACUACUUAUCACAAUAUGUAUUGCUUAUUCUCCUUUAAACUACCUUCUUCUCUCCACCUUUUUUUGGCUUUUUUUGAUACAGAGGACGUUACAUGUUUUGGGAUAUUAUAUGAGACACAGCCCACAGGACAGUCUGGGAAUAUGUCAAGUUGAUGCAGCUUUUGAAUUUGAGACGUGCUUUAAGCAAAUUCUCUUUAAUGUACAGAGAUAGGGUAUAGAAUUUAGAUGCAUGCUUUUGUGCUUACAGUGAGGUUUCCACAGAGACAAAUCAGGAAAUGCCAGAGAAGUUAGUUACAGAGGUUAAAUAAAAAAGUAAAAUGUGUUAAAAUAUUUAAUUAUUACUGAGUAGUGAGGCAUGUACAUAGCAAAUUGAGAAUAUACCAUCCAUUUCAAAACCUUCCUUUCCUCAAAAACACAUUUAGAUUGCCCUAGACUGUGGUUUGCAUGUCUUAAACAUAUUACAAUAUUUUCAAAAGCAUGGAUGUGUAUUCAGUAAAAGAAAAAACAAGAUCCCCUCAUCUGUUCUCUAUCAAUGUGAAUGUGGAAAUAUGUAUUUUGAAACAAGUGGGUUAGUUCGAUUUCUCUCAGCUGACAUUCCUGAUGGGGGUAUAUGACAAGGAGUUUACAUUCAAAAAGAAAUGCACAGCCUUCCAUCUCUAAUGUAAUAAAAUAUCAGUAAUUCAAGCUAAAAAGAAAUAUGAAUUUAUGAUCAUUCUAAUAGGGGCUAAACUGAAGCUUGCCUUUGCCAUACCCAUCUAUGGAAAGAAAAAGAAUGGUCAGAUAAAUUGACAGUAUAAGCAAAAUAAAAAGGAGAAGUUUUAAAAACUACUUGAGAAUUAUUAAACUCUUCAAGAACCUCUUUUUUUUUUUUUU
Antechinus flavipes (yellow-footed antechinus) is the source of this 9609-nucleotide messenger RNA. It is a transcript of the gene SV2B, whose product is annotated as synaptic vesicle glycoprotein 2B. Gene Ontology annotation, cellular component: membrane. The transcript is spliced from 13 exons. Bases 1734 to 3881 code for a protein of 715 amino acids. Gene Ontology annotation, molecular function: transmembrane transporter activity. The record is from RefSeq and is a predicted model, not a curated record. Gene Ontology annotation, biological process: transmembrane transport; chemical synaptic transmission. Lineage: Eukaryota; Metazoa; Chordata; Mammalia; Dasyuromorphia; Dasyuridae.